Molecule: messenger RNA, 10420 nt
Organism: Lagopus leucura (white-tailed ptarmigan)
Lineage: Eukaryota; Metazoa; Chordata; Aves; Galliformes; Phasianidae
Gene: ERBB4
Product: erb-b2 receptor tyrosine kinase 4
Exons: 28
Coding region: 220-3963 (1247 amino acids)
Biological process (GO): protein phosphorylation; cell surface receptor protein tyrosine kinase signaling pathway; multicellular organism development
Cellular component (GO): basal plasma membrane; signaling receptor complex
Molecular function (GO): epidermal growth factor receptor binding; transmembrane receptor protein tyrosine kinase activity; ATP binding
Source: RefSeq, a predicted model, not a curated record
AAUGCUGUGACUCGUUUUCUUUUUGUAAAGAGUUGGGUGUAUGCGUGUGUGGAUGCUGGCACUGAGAACUGUGCUGCUGGUUAACGUGAGAACAGUAUUAAGGAUGUGAAAUACGUGCCCGUGGUGUGUGCUGGCACAGAGAACAAGCUGAGCUCCCUCUCCGACCUGGAGCAGCAGUACCGGGCCCUGCGCAAGUACUAUGAGAACUGCGAGGUAGUUAUGGGCAACCUGGAAAUCACCAGCAUCGAGCACAACAGAGACCUCUCCUUCCUGAGGUCUAUCAGAGAAGUCACAGGCUAUGUUUUGGUGGCUUUGAAUCAGUUUGAAUACCUGCCCCUGGAGAACCUGCGCAUCGUUCGUGGGACCAAGCUCUAUGAAGACCGAUACGCUCUGGCAAUAUUCCUUAACUACAGGAAGGAUGGUAAUUUUGGACUCAGGGAACUUGGCUUGAAGAACUUGACAGAAAUACUGAAUGGAGGGGUGUAUGUUGGCCAGAACAAAUUUCUUUGCUUCGCAGACACCAUUCAUUGGCAGGAUAUCGUGCGUAACCCCUGGGCCUCCAACUUCACUUUGGUUCCAACGAAUGGCAGCUCAGGAUGUGGUCGAUGCCACAAGUCCUGCACAGGCCGAUGCUGGGGACCCACAGAGAAUCACUGCCAGACCUUAACAAAGACAGUGUGUGCAGAGCAGUGUGAUGGACGGUGCUACGGGCCCUACGUCAGCGACUGCUGCCACCGGGAGUGCGCUGGAGGCUGUUCCGGACCCAAAGACACUGAUUGCUUUGCCUGCAUGAAUUUCAAUGAUAGCGGAGCGUGUGUCACACAGUGCCCCCAGACAUUCGUGUACAAUCCUACUACCUUCCAACUGGAACAUAAUCACAAUGCCAAGUACACGUACGGGGCUUUCUGCGUCAAGAAGUGCCCACACAACUUUGUGGUAGAUUCCAGCUCUUGUGUCCGUGCAUGUCCAAGCUCCAAGAUGGAGGUUGAAGAAAACGGUAUUAAGAUGUGUAAGCCCUGCACUGACAUUUGUCCUAAAGCGUGUGAUGGCAUUGGAACAGGGAGCUUAGUGUCAGCUCAGACGGUGGAUUCCAGCAACAUUGACAAGUUCAUAAACUGCACUAAGAUCAAUGGCAACCUGAUCUUCCUUGUUACUGGGAUUCAUGGGGAUCCAUAUCACACAAUCGCAGCCAUUAAUCCUGAGAAAUUAAAUAUUUUCCAAACAGUGAGAGAGAUAACAGGGUAUUUGAACAUACAGUCGUGGCCUGAGAACAUGACUGACUUCAGGGUUUUUUCUAACUUGGUUACUAUUGGUGGAAGAGCUCUGUAUAGCGGCCUUUCCUUACUCAUCCUGAAGCAGCAAGGCAUUACCUCUUUACAGUUCCAGUCCUUGAAGCAGAUCAGCGCUGGUAACAUCUACAUAACAGACAACAGCAAUUUAUGCUACUACCACACAGUCAACUGGACCAGCCUUUUCAGCACACCCAGCCAAAAGACGGUGAUUCAUCGAAAUAGAAAAGCAGAGAACUGCACUGCUGAUGGAAUGGUGUGUAAUGAAUUAUGCUCAAGCGAUGGCUGUUGGGGGCCAGGGCCAGACCAGUGUCUCUCCUGCAAGCGCUUCAUCAGGGGGAGGACCUGCAUAGAGUCUUGUAACCUGUAUGAUGGGGAGUUUCGAGAGUUUGCAAAUGGUUCUGUUUGUGUGGAGUGUGAUCCCCAGUGUGAGAAGAUGGAAGACAACAUGAUCACAUGCUAUGGGCCGGGGCCUGACCACUGCACAAAGUGUUUCCAUUUUAAGGAUGGUCCGAACUGUGUGGAGAAAUGCCCCGAUGGCUUACAGGGGGCCAACAGUUUCAUUUUCAAGUAUGCUGAUGAGGAUCGCGAGUGCCAUCCGUGCCAUCCAAAUUGCACCCAAGGGUGUAGAGGUCCAGCUAGUCAUGACUGCAUUUACUAUCCAUGGACACGACAGUCCACUUUACCACAACAUGCUAGAACCCCUUUGAUUGCUGCGGGAGUUAUUGGUGGCCUCUUCAUCAUCGUCAUCAUGGGCCUGACAUUUGCUGUGUACGUUCGACGCAAGAGCAUUAAAAAGAAGAGAGCGCUGCGGAGGUUCCUGGAGACUGAGCUUGUGGAACCCUUGACUCCAAGUGGUACGGCACCCAACCAAGCUCAGCUUCGCAUCCUGAAGGAAACUGAGCUGAAACGAGUGAAGGUUCUUGGCUCUGGAGCCUUUGGAACUGUAUACAAGGGUAUUUGGGUCCCCGAGGGAGAAACUGUGAAGAUUCCUGUGGCCAUUAAGAUCCUUAAUGAGACCACUGGUCCCAAAGCCAACGUCGAAUUCAUGGAUGAAGCCCUCAUCAUGGCCAGCAUGGAUCACCCACACCUGGUGAGACUCCUGGGCGUCUGCUUGAGCCCGACCAUCCAGCUCGUCACUCAGCUGAUGCCUCAUGGCUGCCUGCUGGAUUAUGUUCAUGAACAUAAGGACAAUAUUGGCUCCCAGCUUCUGCUAAACUGGUGUGUCCAAAUAGCAAAGGGAAUGAUGUACCUGGAAGAGAGAAGACUUGUGCACCGGGACUUGGCAGCCCGCAAUGUCCUGGUGAAAUCACCAAACCAUGUGAAGAUCACCGACUUUGGCCUGGCCAGACUUCUGGAGGGGGAUGAGAAGGAGUAUAAUGCUGAUGGAGGGAAGAUGCCAAUUAAGUGGAUGGCUCUGGAGUGUAUACACUACAGGAAAUUUACCCAUCAGAGCGAUGUCUGGAGCUACGGAGUCACUAUCUGGGAGCUUAUGACCUUUGGUGGAAAGCCAUACGAUGGGAUCCCGACUCGAGAGAUCCCAGACCUCCUGGAGAAGGGAGAGCGGUUGCCCCAGCCUCCAAUCUGCACUAUUGAUGUUUAUAUGGUGAUGGUGAAAUGCUGGAUGAUCGAUGCUGACAGUCGGCCUAAAUUCAAGGAGCUGGCUGCUGAGUUUUCUAGAAUGGCUCGAGACCCCCAGAGGUACCUGGUAAUUCAGGGAGACGAUCGUAUGAAGCUGCCCAGCCCAAAUGACAGCAAGUUCUUCCAAAACCUUCUCGAUGAGGAAGACCUGGAAGAUAUGAUGGAUGCUGAAGAGUAUCUUGUUCCUCAAGCCUUCAACAUCCCUCCUCCCAUCUACACUUCCAGGACAAGAAUUGAUUCCAACAGGGUCAUGAAGUCGAAAUUUCCUUGCACGCCCUUGCUGAGAAGCAGAAUGAACCAGUUCGUGUACAGAGAUGGCGGCUAUGCUGCAGAGCAGGGAGUGCCGAUGCCGUACAGAGCUCCUGGCUGCGUCAUCCCAGAAGCCCCAGUUGCUCAGGGGGCGACGGCCGAGAUCUUUGAAGACACCUGCUGCAACGGCACGCUGCGGAAGCAGGUGGCCACGCUGGCAAAGGAGGACAGCAGCACCCAGAGGUACAGCGCUGAUCCCACAGUCUUCAUACCGGAGCGGGUGAUCCGGGGAGAGCUGGAUGAGGACGGCUACAUGACGCCAAUGCGAGACAAACCCAAAACAGGUAAUUACCUGAAUCCAGUGGAAGAGAACCCAUUUGUCUCUCGGCGAAAGAACGGAGAUCUGCAAGCUGUGGAUAACCCAGAGUAUCACAACGCUCCGAACGGGCAGCCCAAAGCAGAGGAUGAGUACGUGAAUGAGCCAUUGUACCUCAACACUUUUGCAAACACCUUGGAAAACGCUGAGUACGUGAAGAACAAUUUGCCAGAGAAAGCCAAGAAGGCCUUUGACAACCCAGACUACUGGAAUCACAGCCUGCCCCCACGAAGCACUCUCCAGCACCCGGACUACCUGCAAGAGUACAGCACAAAAUACUUUUACAAACAGAACGGACGGAUCCGGCCCAUUGUGGCAGAGAAUCCCGAAUACCUCUCCGAGUUCUCCCUGAAGCCUGGCACUGUGCUGCCCCCGCCACCCUACAGACACCGGAACACAGUGGUGUAGUAACCGCGGUCUUACAGAAGUGGAAAGGCAACCCCUUCUAGCUGCCUCACUCUUUCUCUUUUCCUCCUUCUCCCUUCCCUACUCCCCUUUUUUCCUCCCACGAGCUUCCUCUUCUUGCCAGUUCACUCAUUUUUGCUAUUUCCAAGUGAAAGGAUGUCUUGGAGUCAUUUGCGGAUUGGGUUGGGAACCGGAAAAGAAGGAAGGAAGGAAGGAGACGGAGAGGAGGAGUGUACAGCUGGUGUUUCUCGCCUUCCGCAGAUCUGAGGGGCAGGUGGUCAGAGAAACCAGACAGUACAGAAAAUCCGUGGCAGUGUUGCCUGCUGUCAAGCUAGUCUCAGUGAUUCCACCCAGACGCCGUAGGGGAAGCCACAGAGAGGCUGUCUCUCUCAGGAGGAACUGAUGAGUCUGUACAGCAUUCCUGGAAAUCUCAAUGCAGUUUCCAUUAGGGGGAAAAAUGGACAAUUUUUAUAUCAUGUGUAAUAGCACAGUAAUUGAGAUUGAGAAUCCAGUUUCUUUCUCUAAUACUUUCUAUCCCAGCAACUGAAAAUGGCUAACUUGGCUUUUCAUAAUCGUUCAGAUCUUCAUCGUGGCUUUCCCAGAAAUGAUGAUGUGACUCUGAGAGCUGGCGCAGUCCUUGUUCUGAGAGCUACAUCAUCAUUUUGUGCCACUUCCUAACCGCAGAGACUCCAGCUCAGAACUGGUGCUUGACGUGACCAUUUUUGUAUAUGUGCCAACAGGACAAAUGUUUUAAACAGAAAAAUCCUUUCAGAAAUGAGUAACAAAGCCCCCACCCCCCGCGUGUUCUUCUUGAACCGGAAAGGACAGGCCAAGAAAUCAAGAUUUGUACGUAAAAGGCUCCGUUUUCCUGUUUUAUACCUGCCGACCAUAGGUACAUAAACGCAAAUACACUCUUCCCUCUUUUUCUUCUUUGGGAUCACGAAGGUGGUUGGGGAUGCUGUCAGGCAAUGCUGAGGACGAGACGGAGCACUGGAGAGUUCACUGUGGGUCACGGAGUCAGCCCAGCUCUCUGUGGGGUGCUGGCGGGAAGCGUCCUUGAAACUGGAAGAAAGAAAGACACUGGACUGGAGAAAACGCACAUAGAAGUUCACUGGAAAGUUAGUUUGCACUUAAGCUCUGAUUUUAUUUGAACUGUUUUCUGGAUUUUGAAUGAAGCAAUAUGGAAGUGACCAGCAAAAUACAAAAUAAUAAUUUUAAAUUAAAAAAAGUGAAUUAUAUGUAAAGGAUGACUGUGGAAAUGCCAAAAUGAAGCAUAUCAAGUCUUUGGUAAAAUGUCCACCAGUUCGGAGAGGCGUUGCAUUGACUGUUUCAGAGAACACAGUGACAGAGCAGCCAGCUCUUACCGCUGCCACGUGAAGGACAGCAGAGCAAGCCCUGGAAGGGAUCCAAGGAGGAGAAUGCCUUGCUCCGGCGUGCAGCACAGUACGGAAUGCUUUUUUCUAACAGGAAGAUUACUCUGUCACAGAACACAGUGUACAUGAUGUUUGCUAAGUCAAAAUGCGCAUGACUCACAGAGCUUUCAGUCCCAAAAUGUAAACAGGUACGAGUUGGCCUCCCUGCACUGGGUUCCGCGUUCAUUAGCCUCAGUUUUUAGGUAGAAACCUGCACACCCCUCCUCCUGUUGGGAAGGAACCAUCAGCCGCUGUUUAGGACGCGUUAGCAGAUGGAGCUGGGAGGGGUGGAGCAGUGCUGCUGAUGGCUUGUUCCUGGUGCGCCAACACGUCCUGUGUGAGCAUUUGUGUGCCUGGUUCCCGCUGAAAAUCUUGAGGUUGCAUUAGGUACCUGUAAAGAGGUGUCUGUGUCUCAUUAAGGCUUUUAGAAAGGGAGAGUAAUACCUGGUGGAGGGCAGUAUUUCAGUUUAUGCACUUCAGUACUAUUAAUGUCAAGAUCUUUGGGGUAAUCUGGCAACAAAACCAGCAACAACCAGUGCUCUGGAAAUUGUAUCUAGUUCCUCCACCAUCCUGCCUAUGAACACAGCUUGCAAUACUGACUGCAGUCCUGGUGGCUCGGGGGCAGCCUGACAAAAGGUAGGAGGAGUUUUCAGAGCUGGGUGCUUGGUGGUGGAAAGGAAACGUGUGAUUGCUGAGCCAGGGACGGUUUUGCCAACAGCCUGCUCCUGUGCCACGUGUGCCCAGCCCUGCUUGAGCCAGCCAAGCUCACCUCCAGCUGCAGGGUGCCGCGUGGGGCUCUUCAGAGCUACUGAAGGGAGAUGCUGGGCCAGAUGAGAACAGAGCAACUGACCAGCACACCACUGAGGUGAGAUGAGUGAUUAGGGAGCGUCACAUAGCUCAAAGACUGUGUCUCCUUCCGGCACCAUCUGUAGCAUUCUGAUUGUGAUGGGAAACAGAAGAUGGCACAUGCCGUCCUGGGGACCCUGCUCCUGGAAGGUUUGCUGGUGACAGUACCGAAGCAUGUAAGCAGCUUAGGUGCUGUAGGCAGAUGGAGCAGCGGGGGAAGGGGUGGUCAGUUUAUCCCUGAGCAGGUCAUACAACAGAGUAACUCCCAAUGGAGAAGAACAAUGGCUGUACUGCUCGUGCAUGAAUUCAGAGAGGGGCACAUGAAAGCGAUGGGGGGAGAGGGACGCACGUCUCCAAAAUCAGACAGCUGCUCAUGGAAGGUGGAGACCUGUUUGUUCCUCUGGUAAUAAAGUAAGUAGGACCGGUGUUAGAAAGAAACAAAAUGUAAAUAACAGUGUUCUUUAGCAUUUCUUACGUAGCUUGAAUUAUUUAUUCACUGUAAUCGUUGUUUGUGGGUAAGAUGCACUUGGUAGCGUGGAAACGCAGCGUUCCUUGGAUGGAGGCAGCCCUUGGGGCAGGCCGUCACCUGGCACUGAGGGCUAUCCACACACAAAGUGCAUUUUGUCAGCACAAAGCUGUAGGUGAGCAUUGGCAGAAUUAUUUUCUCCAUCUCUGAUUAAUUCUCUGGUUCUACAGUGGUAUCUAUACGCACCAGCAUCAGCUCCCGUGGGUUUUUCAUGGGCAGACACCUCUUGGUAGAUGUUUUCCUUUUGCUCAUGUACAAAAGAAAAGCAGUGCACUGCUUCUCAAGAGCAGAUACCUCCAUCAGCCUUUGUCUAAGGUAAAAACGCUAAACGAAGGAGAGCAAGAGCUGGUUUUCACCUUCUCUCUUGCAGUGAUCAUCUUAGGUGUUACCUGCCGAGCUGAGGGCUAGUUCUGACAGAAGUGGAAGCUGCACCUCAUUGAUUGCUCAAAUAAAUAUUAAUUUUGUUUUUGUUUUUUUUUGCAAAAUAGCUGAGGAGUUAAACGUGUAUGACCGUUUGCUUAGAUGCAGUGGAGUAUUCACGACUUGUCUUGAGUGCAUAGCAGCGAUUGGAAGCAUCACAUGGAUGUGCUCCAGGUACCCUAAGCUCAGCUCAGAGAUGUUUCUCCUGCUACAGAACAAAAAAUGGUUGCACUGACCCUGGAUCCCACCACUUGGUGGAAAUGCAGUCCAGAGUGCAGGAACCGUAUACAAUGAGCUCAUUUCGUGUGGUCCUCUGGGACAGUGAGGAGGAGCCCCGAAAUAGCGCGUGCAGGGCUGCUGUCUAAUUGGUGCUGGGGCCCGUGCACGCAGAGGGGAUCCAGUGCUUAUUGCCAGUCGAGAGCUGGGUGCAAGCUCAGGUAGGUGUUCAUCUCUUUUGAAGGCUCUUGAGCUCAAGGGGGACCUGUAGAAAAUAGGCUUUAACAAGGACUAAGCAAGCCUCGGGUGAUCAGUGACCUCUUGGGCUCUUAAAGACCAUCACCUCAGAACAGGCAGCGUCACCCGGAGUUCUCUUCUGCUAUUGUUUGUAAGAGAUGUUUUGACUUGCAAUAAUAUAAAAAAGACUGUACACCUGCUCAUUUCUAGAUCUGUCACUUGUAGUGUUUCCAUUAUUCUGGAUUGUAGAUCUCUGCUGCUGACAGAACAGCUCAUCUGUUGUUACACAUGCAGGAUUUGGGUUCCAAUGCCACUUCCACAAGCCAGGGCUGCACACAGGCAGGGGCUGGAGGGCUGCAGUACUACAUUUCCUCACACACAAAGAAGCACGGCUGUCCACGAGGGCAGCCUCAGCUGCUCAGAACAUGCCCUCGUUUUUAUUUUUGGCCUUUUGCUAAGUGUUAUGCAGGUAGAAGUGGCCACCAUUAAAGUGGGGUUUUCAAAUCAGGAAUAAAUAACAAUGUUCCGUGGUUUGAAGCGACUCUCAAAUGCCCAAGAAUGAAGGGGGACACGCGAGUCACUUUAUUGAAGCACAUGGUCACCCUGCACCACUCAGAUUUAGUAUCUGACGCUGUGAGGGGGCUCGCUGCUGUCACAGAGAUGACCGGAAGGUAAGGCUGAAGGUAAGGCAUCUCCAUUUGUCCCACGGCCAGGGCUGGUAUCUGUUCGUAGGCUGGGACAAGGCAGGGGAUCCUCUGGGAUCUGUGAAGUAUGACUGAUGGCAGUGGCACUUUCUGAAACACAGAGGAAGGUUGAAGUGGUGAGCCCAGCUGGUGGGGGGAGGUCUGUGCUGAGCUGAGGAGGAAGCUAAGGACAUAAUCCCUGUUAGGAAGUGUGAAUAGUUAGCGCUACUUUAUAAUUAGAGAGUUUUGAAUCUUGGUAAAGAGGAAUUUUGUAGAUUUGUAAGGCGUUAGGCCGUGUGAAUAGAUGCAUCCCCGUUCCUCUCUCCCCCAGAAAAAAAAAAUAAAGCCAUGAGAUUGUGCUCCGAAAGUGUCAUGGAUGGAACCACCAGGGCUAAGGUGCACCCUGCUGAUGGCAGCACCUCUGUCCCCGUGCCCUGCCUAGGCUGUGAGCCCUCUUAGGGAUAAAAACGCCCUAUUAUGUCCAUAGCGCUCCGAAGACUAAACCCUUUUGGGAUAACCACAGUAAUAAACUGUGAAUGGUAUUUUAUAAAUGUAGAUACGUACGCCGUUCCUUUGAGGUAAGGUAAUACGACAUAUGUAGCAUAAGCUGGUACUGCUGUUAAAUGGGUCGAUUAAUACUGAGCAGCUGUGUAAGGGGUAGCUAACUUUGAAUGCACUCAAGGCAGCGUUCCUUUGGAGAUGGGGCAGAAGGAAGUUGCUGGGUCCUCGCCUUCUCAUGGUGGGGCAUACUGAGAAUGCAGAUGAUUGAGAACACGGUUUUUAAUAGCAUUUCAGCGUUGGAAAUGGGUGUGCAUUUGUAACAUUAUUCACAAUGGUUUUCACCUUUUGGUUUGGUUUUUCUUCUGCCCAGUUUUUGACAUUUCCCCAGCAUGGUAAGCUGGAGUUUCUACAGAGGUAGCAACCCUAGGGUAAAGAGGGGAAAUGGAGGGGGAAAGCAGUCUCUCGGUAGAAACAGAGAUACCCAAAAUACGUUUGCUGUCCUUGCAGUCCUCGAAUUACGUGUUCUGUAGGGCAAAGCUCACCUUCCCAAACUGGGAGGGCAACGAGACUGGGCCCCAGCUGGGAGGAGUUGCAGGAGCAGCACCACUCCUGCCAGGGGGGCACAGCCCUGCAGGGAGAGGUGGAGGUAGGGGUGAGGGGACUCUGGUUUUGGGGCAGUUCUCUGGGUUCUAACAGCGUGAAGAGAUCAUGGCACAGUAGUUCUGCCUUAGAAGCACCUUCAGAAGAAGAGGAGCACCGGUUUGUCAGGGAAGACGCUCAUUUCGUGCAAAGCGAUGCAUUCAGAGUUAGCUGCCUUUCUGAAACAAAAACAGAAAAAUACAAAAACUACUGUAUGUUACUUUGAAAAUGUGAAUAGUAUUUUUAUAGCUUGUUAAAGACACAGCUAGUUGCAUUUGUAAAUAAGGAUAAUGUUGCUUUUAUUUUCCUUGUGGUCACCAUUAUUUGGAACAUAAUCGUCCUUAGGGUUGAUUUGUAUAUAGGUAAUUUGCUUGUGAUUUACGCGCUCCUUCCCCUUUUCUUUCUUCCCCUCCCACCCUCUGGUUUUGGUUAGAAAUACCAUUUUUGUCAUUCUGUGGGAUUCUGUGUUUUAGCACUAUUGUGGUGUGUUCAGACUUUCUGCACUUGCUUACACAGUAGGGUAUGCCAGUUGUGUGUGGCGUAACGUUACUUUAACCUUUCCUUUCUCAUAUUUUAGCUGUUGAGGAUUACGCACUGUUAAGACACUGACCUGGGUUAAUAUUAGGUACAUAUUUUAGCAUAAUUUCCCUUCUUUUCACGGUUUCUCGUUUGUUUUCUUUCUCUUUUUUCCUUCCCUCCCCUUCUGUCUUGUUUGGAGGCUGGGGAGAAGCCUGCAGACCUUCUCUGUGUGUGGUUAUACUUUGCCCCCCCGUGUGCAGUCCCACGUUUCUCCUCAUGGCCCUUGGGGUAGAGCUUAAUCUGUUCGUUAAGGCAAAUGUAGACUGCGACCCACCUUGCAUCGACCCGCGCUCAUCCCAGCUGAACAAUUUGAAAACUGUUCUGCCUUUUUGUUACAUGAAUCUGUCAGAAAUAUAUUUUUAAUUUAAUAUAAAUGAAAUUCAAUAAAAUAUGAAACAAAA